AGGAGAAAAGCAAUACACCACAAACAAAGAGCACUUUGUCAUAAUGUCUGGUUUGCAUUUUUGAUUCUAUGUAUGAUUCAUUUCUCUCUUUAUAACAGCUGGUAAGAAUUUCAAGCGUUUUUCUGUCUGCAAUUUUUAUUUUUUAAUAAAGCAAAUAAAAGGUGUUGUUAAUAAACUCCCAUCUUUGGAAAACGAAGUAAAAUAAAAAGUUUAUCGCUUUGAGAGAUGCAGGAAAUGUAUUAUGAAAUAAACGGAAAUGGUUCCUAUCCUGGUUGCGAACUUAAAGGCGGAAGUAGAGAGAUUGGCAACUGUCUGUCUUCACGUACGUCCUCAAUAUGUAGUUAAAUCCAGACGCUCCCAGUCGUCUCUCACCAGUUUGUAGUCAACAGACAACCUACAACCAGAUCACAAUGAGUGGACGAGGUAAAGGAGGUAAAGGACUCGGGAAAGGAGGCGCCAAGCGGCACCGUAAGGUCCUCCGUGACAACAUCCAGGGCAUCACUAAGCCCGCUAUCCGCCGUCUGGCUCGCCGCGGAGGAGUCAAGCGUAUCUCCGGUCUGAUCUACGAGGAGACCCGCGGUGUGCUCAAGGUGUUCCUGGAGAACGUCAUCCGGGAUGCCGUCACCUACACCGAGCACGCUAAGAGGAAGACUGUGACCGCCAUGGAUGUGGUGUACGCCCUGAAGAGGCAGGGCCGCACUCUUCCAGCGGCACUUUUUGAACGCAGAGGGAAGUGUUGCGUCACUAUGGCCCGAACCAAGCAGACCGCUCGUAAAUCCACCGGAGGAAAAGCUCCCAGGAAGCAGCUGGCGACUAAAGCCGCUCGCAAGAGCGCCCCAGCUACCGGCGGAGUGAAGAAGCCUCACCGUUACAGGCCCGGUACCGUGGCUCUGAGGGAGAUCCGCCGCUACCAGAAGUCCACCGAGCUGCUGAUCCGCAAGCUUCCCUUCCAGCGGCUGGUUAGAGAGAUCGCUCAGGACUUCAAGACCGAUCUGCGGUUCCAGAGCUCCGCAGUGAUGGCUCUGCAGGAGGCUAGCGAGGCCUACCUGGUCGGCCUGUUCGAGGACACCAACCUGUGCGCCAUCCACGCCAAGAGGGUCACCAUCAUGCCCAAAGACAUCCAGCUGGCCCGCCGCAUCCGCGGAGAACGUGCUUAAAUUUAACAAAAGUACAAACAACCCAACGGCUCUUUUAAGAGCCACA
Molecule: messenger RNA, 1203 nt
Organism: Girardinichthys multiradiatus
Lineage: Eukaryota; Metazoa; Chordata; Actinopteri; Cyprinodontiformes; Goodeidae
Product: histone H3-like
Exons: 3
Coding region: 411-1157 (248 amino acids)
Cellular component (GO): nucleosome
Molecular function (GO): DNA binding; protein heterodimerization activity; structural constituent of chromatin
Source: RefSeq, a predicted model, not a curated record